UGCUGGUCAGGGUGGAGUGAAAAGCAGCUGCUGGCAACAAUAGCCAACCCUUAGCCAAGACCAAAUUCUGGUUCAGCUCUAAGGGCAGAGAACUGGUGGAGCCUUUCUCAGCCUCACAGGACUUCAGCACCUGAGACAGCUCCAAUAUUCUCCUGAACAGAACGCCUUGGAGGGUCACUCAGAGGCAAGGUUCAGAGAUGGAAGCCAGAAGGAAGCCCCAGCUCCUUGUGCGCCUGACGCUUUUCAGCGUGCUCUUCUCACAAACGCUGGCAUGGCCUCUUUUGGAAGCACCUUUUCUGAGAAUACCAUACGAAGGAGCAAAUGAACUUGAUCAAGCUUCAUUAAAAGCAGAUACUGACAUCUUGCCAAAUGCAUUUGCUGAAAAUGACAAGGAUGCCAGACGUGCUGAUGGAGUUUUUACCAGUGACUUUAAUAGACUCUUGGGUCAACUUUCUGCCAAAAAAUACCUUGAGUCCCUUGUUGGAAAACUAGAUAGCAAUAAUGUAUCAGAGGACCAGGGACUGAUCAAACGUCACUCGGAUGCUGUUUUCACUGACAAUUAUACCCGCCUUCGAAAACAAAUGGCUGUAAAGAAAUACUUGAACUCCAUUCUGAAUGGAAAGAGGAGCACUGAGGGAGAAUCUCCUGACUUUCUUGAUGAGUUAGAAAAAUGAAAAAUUUCUUUGAAAAAUGCUGGUGACAACUUCCCAGUGAAUUUUCGAAGAAAAAUGAUUACGUGAAGUAAUUAUAUUUUGAGUUCCACAUGAGUCAUUCAAGAAACGUCUUCAAUGUCAAAACCAAAUAAAAUACUGUUAUGAAUAUUGUGAUUUAUUUAUUCUAAUGUAAUAACUGUGAUGUUUCCAUUGCAAAUAUUAUUUGAGAGUUCUUAAAUUUGUCUUUAAAUAGUGAAAAUCCUGUAAUUUCAUAUGCUGUGUAUCCUUUCUAACAAAAAUAUAUUUAGUGAUAAGAAAAUACUAGGUUAAUUCCACUUAUACGAGGCUUUAUGGAAGGGUAGUAAUAGAGCAAAAUGGAUGUGUUUAUUUAUAGAGCAUACUAAACCAUUCAGAAGAGUGGAGGAGAUCAUCAGGGUGGCCACAUUUGAAUGUGAAAUAGACAGAAUGCUGUGUUAAAUAAACCUCAAAAUGUCUAAGAGAAUGCCAACAAAAUAAAAAUGAUUUUCUUCAAAUAAGACUUUUCAAAAAAUGUCAUGCACUCCCACAUCAGUAGGAACACUUUAUUGUGAAUGAGAUUAACAGCCUCUCAAAUUUGGAUCUAUCAUUUCCAAAGGCUCUCUUUUGAAGUUGUGUUCCAGUGAAGGAGACGGGCCUCUGCCUCUGCCAUGCUUCUUUUAUGCCAUGGUCAGUAUGUGUAGAAUGUAAACUGAGUGGAGCAUUUGUUUUUCAGUAAUACUUUUUUUUCAACAAUCACUCAAAGAAUGCUUUGAUCGCAGCAGCUUCCAUCAGUGAAAGUAUAUUUGGAGACACAACUAUUUUCCUAAAAUGAUUGUAAGAAACUGAAUAUAGAAAAUAAAGACCUUUGAUUAUCAU
Messenger RNA from Hipposideros armiger (great roundleaf bat), 1547 nucleotides. RefSeq names its product vasoactive intestinal peptide (gene VIP). Gene Ontology annotation, biological process: adenylate cyclase-activating G protein-coupled receptor signaling pathway; regulation of protein localization; epinephrine secretion. Lineage: Eukaryota; Metazoa; Chordata; Mammalia; Chiroptera; Hipposideridae. The transcript has 7 exons. The coding region runs from base 198 to 674 and encodes 158 amino acids. Gene Ontology annotation, cellular component: neuron projection; extracellular region. The record is from RefSeq and is a predicted model, not a curated record. Gene Ontology annotation, molecular function: neuropeptide hormone activity; peptide hormone receptor binding.